AUGAAACAGCUAGGCUUCCUGAAAAGAUUAGUAUCCGGCCAGAGAGAUUUGGAAAAGACCUUUGUGGAGAAGCUUCUUGCUGGAGAUAUACAAGAUAGUAUCGAACUCGGGAGAAUGCUCUUUCCAAGAAACCCCAUGUUCCUUAUGACUUCCUUGCUCCUCGACUUCCUGGGGAGUCCGGAAGAUGAGGCCAAGAAGAAUCUUCUCCUUCAAUCUCUGAAGAAUUCCACCAUCAAGAGCAAUCUCAUUUGGAUGCUGUACAAGAGAGGAUUGCUGAUAAAGGAAAUGGACCAUUAUGUCCAGAGAAUUGUUUUUAAGGACUUUCUUUAUUAUCUCACUCUCAAAGAGGCGUACAUACAUGGCCAUCCUAAGCUUCUUGGAAAGGAGACCGAUCUGGAAUGUAUGGCGUUUCUCCUAGACCAUUUAGAUGAUUGGGAUUUAUAUCAGCAUGCAUUGAACAAUAAUAUAGAGCUUCCUCGAAGAGAAAGCCUGAACUACGAGUACUACCUUCUCCAUCGGUUCAAAGAAAAAGACAAGGCUAUUGAGCUACUAAGGUCGAGGAUAUGCUUUAAGGAAAUAGAGUUCAUUAGCGGAAUGGUUGGGCUAGAAAACCAUCCCGACGGAACCAUCGAUUGCUUAAUACAGUUGGCAAGGAAGGGAUUUGACGAGGAAGUUCUAAGGAGGGCAUAUGAAAUAUACACCAAGAACAAGUCAGUACUCAACACAAAGAUGAUCAUUGCUGUUUUGAUAUCGUCUAGAAAGGCUUCAUAUCUUGGACUGGCCCUGUAUUUAUCCUUCAAGCACAGGAAAGACUUCCCCGAGAAUUAUGAGAUAUUUCUAAUAUUUGUGUUUUUGUGCAGAUACUUUUGCUUCUAUCCACAUGUCCUCAAGUGUUUGGACUUGAUGAAUGUCCGAAAUGCUCAAGUCCCAAACCUGUCGUUUAUAUGGUCGGAUAUACUUUUUGCUAAGGGAAUAGAAGAUAAUUGGAAGAGGAAAGAAGCAAUUGACAAUAUCCAAGAAUGUGUAAAUGAUCUAAACAAAAGCAUUAAGUAUUUCAUAAGUGUUGGAAAUCUGGCACAUGUUGUCGAUGCUAUUGAUUUGGCUAGGUCUCUCAAAGAAUCGGUGAUACUCCUAGAACUUAAGGAGAGGAAAAUAAUUGGAACAAAUGCAAGCAACAGUUUUCAUUCUCUUUUGGGAACACGAUGCAGUUAUCUGUUUGAGAAGAUGACUGUCGAGAAGAUUCCUAAGGGAAAAUGCAUGUUUUUAACGGACUUCUAUGUUUCCGAAGGCUGCAGCCUGGAAGACGUGAAAAACAACGGGCUGUGGAAUGUUGAGGAGGACUUUAUUAUCUUUUUUAGAGAGAUGGAGGAGUACUGGAAAACCAUAAAUAAAUAA
Molecule: messenger RNA, 1395 nt
Organism: Encephalitozoon intestinalis ATCC 50506
Lineage: Eukaryota; Fungi; Microsporidia; Unikaryonidae
Exons: 1
Coding region: 1-1395 (464 amino acids)
Source: RefSeq, a predicted model, not a curated record